AUGAACGAGAAUGAAGCUGAAGACGAGCACACGGAUGGAGUCAAUGGUGAUGAUGAUAACAUGGAGCAAAGUGAUGUUGACGAUGAUAACACGGAGAAAACUGACGGUGACGAUGAUACCAUGGAGGAAAGUGAUGUUGACAAUGAUGACAAAGAUGAACAUUUCAAUGAAAACGCUAAAAAUGACAAUGCUGUUACAGAUUCCAAUGAACAACAAACGUCUGGUGUUGACAAUGAUAGAGAUGAUGAUAGCACUCCUUCUUAUGAUACUGUUGUAGGAGGAAGUGGAGAAAUCAAUAAUGUUGAUAUGGAGGAUAGUUUCUCAUUGAAUGAAAUAUUUGGCACCCCGGUUUGUGAUGAAGUAAUCACCACUGAAGGUGCAAAAGAAAAUAUAGAAUUAUAUGUCUGUUCUGGUGAUGGGUCUGAAAGUUCAGUAGAAAUACUGGAUACAAAUAGUGGUGGUGAUGUUAUGAAUGAUGAGGGUAAAUUUAUUAGUGCUAAAGAAGCUCGAAAACUUAAUAAAGAAAGAGCAAAAGCUGGAUAG
Molecule: messenger RNA, 543 nt
Organism: Mytilus californianus (California mussel)
Lineage: Eukaryota; Metazoa; Mollusca; Bivalvia; Mytilida; Mytilidae
Product: prostatic spermine-binding protein-like
Exons: 2
Coding region: 1-543 (180 amino acids)
Source: RefSeq, a predicted model, not a curated record